UGUAAAUCACAAAUAUUACAUUCCAAUCAAAUAAUGCAUGAGCUUUAUUGUGUUAACAACAUUAAAAAAUGUAGUAUUUGUGAAUAAAGUUUCGAUAAUAAUGAUGAAGAAGAUCAUUAAAAUUAUCAUUUAUAACAUACAUGUUCUAAGUGUGAAAUUUUUUAAAGUAAAAAUUAUCUUAAUAAUCUUUUCUUUAGAAGAUCUUAAUAAUCAUUAAUGUUUUAAAUGUCAAUACUGUUCAAAAUAUUUUUAAAAAGGGGAAGUUUAAAAUCAUUAAGAAUUAUGUAAGCUAAAAGAAACAAGAUGCUCUUUUUGUGAAAAAAUGAUUUAAAAUAAAUAAUUAGAGUUGCAUUUACCUUAUUGUAAAGAGCAAAAAGAAAAAAGCUAAUAGAGUAAAUAUUAUUGAUAUACAUGAGGCUAAAAAAAUUCUAAAAAUAAUUAGAAAAUAUUUGAAAAUGAGGAAAGAUUAUGUCCAUAUUGUGAUUUAGAUUUGAUGUAUGAUUAUGAGGAUGAGGAUGAACAUUUAAAGAUUUGUGGGAGUAGAACAGAAAUAUGUUCUUUUUGUAACUAAAGGAUUUUAAUAAUGAAUAAACAAAUGCACGAAUUAAAUUGUUUUCAAAGCUAAUUUAAUUAUGUUUAAACUAAAAUAGAAGAAUUAAAUCUUCAAUAAGUAGUUAUUUAACAGAUAUAACCUACAGAUGAAUAAUUAAAAGAGUAUCUAGAUUAAAAUGAUUCAGAUGAUUGA
Messenger RNA from Paramecium sonneborni, 745 nucleotides. NCBI's taxonomy places the organism in Eukaryota, Ciliophora, Oligohymenophorea, Peniculida, Parameciidae. The record is from the annotation of a GenBank genome assembly.